UUGUUUACAUCGUAAUAUACUGAAGUGCGCGAUUAAUAUCGGGAGUGUCACGCAAAGUGCGCGCGAUUGUCAUUCUGCUAAGUAAUGUGCGUGCAGUUUUAGUUAAUUUCGCAAUGACAAUUUUCGAAAAUGAGUGCAACAAACCUAGAAGAUAAGAAGAGAAGAUAAAAUGAUAGUCUGGGAGAUUAUCGAGCAACAUCGAAACAGCUGUCCCUCUGACGAAGAGAGGAGAGGGCGAAGAAUGCGAGCGCGAGAGGAACGGCGAAUCUGCGGGAUAAAGGAUGCAAAUGCUCGCGCCGGCCAUCAAAAUCUAAUUAACCAAGGAAAGAACGAGCCCGGACGAAAGCCAAAAAGGUCCGAAGAAGAAAAAGGCGGGUUUGGUGAGGCGCGGGCAGGAGGCUUAGCGGUUCCGAAGGUGUCAGAGACCGGCGAAUCGAUGAAAUCGCAGAAGCGAAGAAGACUGUUUCUUCGACGAGAGAGAGAGAGAGAGAGAGAGAGAGAGAGAGAGAGAAAAGGAAUUUUUCGCGAAGGCCAGGAACCCCUUCACCAGGACCCUUCUCGGGGUCUAAAUCUGGGGCCAGGUGGAUCGCGCAAACAGGCAAUCGAAGAUCGAAGUAGUUUCCGAUGUCAACGGCUGCGACCUCCGGUGUCUACCGCGGCCCGUUUCGAAAGAUACCCGGUAGCGCGUUAAUGACUGAUGACCGAGAAACGCGACCAGCAGAGCCGACUGCUGUACGAGAGACUACCUGGUCUUACUUUCCUUCUGCUUCUUCUUUAUACGUCCCUUCGCCUUGGUCCACUGUCUUCGGUCCUUAUUUCUAUAUCGAUGCUUGUCGACCCUUAUUAAUGAGCCGAAGAUAAAUUCGGAGACGCGACACGACCGACGCUGCUUGGGGGAGCGUCUUUCUCAUAUUUCGAGACAAGGGUGAGGAGAGAGCGCGGUGAAGGGUGAUCUGCAUCAUUAGAAUUAACGAGAGCCCACCGAUCUCUUAAUGGAUGCGCACAAGUGGCAACGAAUGUUUUAUCCGGUGACUUAUUACUCGCGUAGAGUAAACGCAUCAGUCCAACUGAGAGAACCUUUUAACCUCUGAAUUGUUCUAUUGUUCAUGUUUAAUCAAAUAAAUGACGUUAAACUAACGAUGCAUAGAAAUA
This is a messenger RNA of Cataglyphis hispanica, 1152 nucleotides long. RefSeq lists its product as uncharacterized. The record is from RefSeq and is a predicted model, not a curated record. Bases 170 to 691 code for a protein of 173 amino acids. Lineage: Eukaryota; Metazoa; Arthropoda; Insecta; Hymenoptera; Formicidae. The transcript is spliced from 4 exons.